AUGACGAGCACCGAGAAAGACGUUGUGCCAGCUGAUAUGGACAGCCCAAGUUCAUCCUAUUCGGUUGUCAAGUGGUAUCGUUCGACGUUCUACAAUGCCCUCGUCCUCGGCAUUUGCAAUUUCCUUGCCCCUGGGAUCUGGGGCGCGAUGAAUUCCUUGGGUGGAGGAGGAGAAGAGGAACCAUAUCUUGUCAAUGCGGCGAACGCGUUGACCUUCGGGCUUAUGGUGGUCUCUUGCUUCUUUAGUAGUGUCAUUGUGCGAUUCAUUGGGAUAAAAUGGACCCUCAUAGUCGGAACAAUGGGGUUUGCUCCAUACGCCGCUGGGCUGUACCUGAACAACCGGUAUAGUGAGGAAUGGCUGGUGAUUCUGGGCGCCGCUCUUUGCGGCAUUUCAGCGGGCAUCUUUUGGAUGGCGGAAGCAGCUAUUGCGCUUUCGUAUCCAGAGCCAUACAAUCAAGGUCGCUUCUUGGGGUUCUGGCUCAGCUUCCGUGUUGGAGGGCAAAUACUCGGGGGUGCCAUCAGUCUGGGCAUCAACGCUAAGCAGUCGACCUCGGGCUCAGUCUCAUACACUGUGUACCUGAUCUUCAUUGCCCUGCAGGCUCUUGCCCCCUUUGCUGGCCUGCUUUUGAGCAACCCGUCUCAAGUGCAACGAAAGGACAGAGUCCGCGUUCAACUUCAAGUGACGAAAAAUGUUGGAUUCGAGUUGAAAAGCAUGGCGAAGCUUUGGAUCAAUCGCAAGUUUUUGUUCAUCGUUCCGUUCAUUUGCCAAGCUGUGUACAGUGAAGCUGUGAUGUUUUCGUACGAGGGAUUGUGGUUCUCAGUGCGGGCCAGAGCACUUGGCUCAUUGCUCUCUGGUGUGAUCGCUUUGGUCAUCGGCAACAUCCUAGGAGCCUUCCUUGACAGCAAGCGGAUAUCCCUGAAAUUGAGAAGUAGGUACGCCUUCUUCUUUGUCGUCGGGUGGCAAGGCAUGUGCUGGAUCUGGGGUUCAGUUGUGACAACCGAGUUUAACAAGACGCACCCGAUAUAUGACUGGACUGAUCCGGGAUUCGGAAGAGCCUUCACCCUCUUUCUCUUCUGGGUCGCUGGCUUCCAGCUGAACUAUAUGUAUCUGUUUUUCUUAGUCGGUAAUCUUGCAGACGACCACGAAGAGGUCGUCCGGAUUGCAGGUUUGUUGCGUGGUACUGAGUCGGCCGCUCAAUGCGUCAGUUACGGUUUGAGCAGUGUGAAGAUCAUGGCAGCAGUGGGCAGCGUAUACCUCAAUUUUGGGUUGUGGGCCAUCGCGGUACUUCCUGCCUGGCUCAUUGUCAAGGAAGUUGGAGAGAGCUUCGGGGAUAAGAAGAUUGCACGGGAGACCCGCGAUGUGCGCGUGGAGUCCUCGGAAGUGUUCGGAGAUUGCUCGGAGAUCAGGUGA
This is a messenger RNA of Penicillium bovifimosum, 1410 nucleotides long. RefSeq names its product DUF895 domain membrane protein. The transcript has 4 exons. NCBI's taxonomy places the organism in Eukaryota, Fungi, Ascomycota, Eurotiomycetes, Eurotiales, Aspergillaceae. Bases 1 to 1410 code for a protein of 469 amino acids. The record is from RefSeq and is a predicted model, not a curated record.